Messenger RNA from Chaetura pelagica (chimney swift), 942 nucleotides. RefSeq names its product small glutamine-rich tetratricopeptide repeat (TPR)-containing, alpha (gene SGTA). Gene Ontology annotation, cellular component: TRC complex; membrane. The transcript is spliced from 10 exons. Bases 7 to 942 code for a protein of 311 amino acids. Lineage: Eukaryota; Metazoa; Chordata; Aves; Apodiformes; Apodidae. The record is from RefSeq and is a predicted model, not a curated record. Gene Ontology annotation, molecular function: molecular adaptor activity; protein binding. Gene Ontology annotation, biological process: post-translational protein targeting to endoplasmic reticulum membrane.
CCCAGCAUGGCCGACCAGAAGCGCUUGGCCUUCUCCAUCAUCCAGUUCCUGCAGGACCAGCUCCAGCACGGGGGCCUGUCCCCAGAUGCUCAGGAGAGCCUGGAAGUGGCCAUCCAGUGCCUGGAGACAGCCUUUGGGGUCUCCAUGGAAGACCAGGGCCUGGCUGUGUCCCAGACUCUGCCACAAAUCUUUGAAGCUGCUGUAGGGAAGGAGCCUGAGCAUCUCAGGACAAACUCAGAGCCUGUCACCCCCUCUGAAGAUGAUGUAGCUGAGGCUGAAAGGCUCAAGACUGAAGGGAAUGAACAGAUGAAGGCAGAAAACUUUGAAGCUGCUGUGUCCUUCUAUGGCAAAGCCAUUGACCUGAAUCCCUGCAAUGCUGUGUAUUUUUGCAACAGAGCUGCUGCCUACAGCAAACUGGGAAAUUAUGCUGGAGCAGUGAGAGACUGUGAAAGGGCCAUAGGCAUCGACCCCAACUACAGCAAAGCCUAUGGCAGGAUGGGGUUGGCCCUCUCCAGUUUAAAUAAGCACACAGAAGCUGUGGUUUACUACAAAAAAGCCCUGGAGCUGGAUCCAGAGAAUGAUACCUACAAAUCCAACCUGAAAAUUGCAGAGCAGAAGAUGAAGGAGACUCCCAGUCCAACGGGUGGUCCUGGAGGAUUCGACUUGGCUGGUUUGCUGAACAACCCUGGCUUCAUGAGCAUGGCAUCCAACCUCAUGAACAACCCACAGGUGCAGCAGCUGAUGUCAGGGAUGAUCUCUGGUGGCCACAACACCAUGGGGGCCACGGGCACCAGCCCCUCCACCAACGACCUCGCCAGCCUCAUCCAAGCGGGCCAGCAGUUUGCCCAGCAGAUGCAGCAGCAGAACCCUGAGCUAAUAGAGCAGCUGAGGAGCCAGAUCAGGAGUCGAACUCCAAGUGCCAGCAAUGAUUUUUUGGAAUGA